This is a messenger RNA of Lathyrus oleraceus (garden pea), 1436 nucleotides long. RefSeq lists its product as uncharacterized. The record is from RefSeq and is a predicted model, not a curated record. The coding region runs from base 64 to 1137 and encodes 357 amino acids. The transcript has 5 exons. NCBI's taxonomy places the organism in Eukaryota, Viridiplantae, Streptophyta, Magnoliopsida, Fabales, Fabaceae. Gene Ontology annotation, molecular function: RNA methyltransferase activity; RNA binding. Gene Ontology annotation, biological process: tRNA guanine ribose methylation.
AAUAGAUGACUAAGAUUGUAGCAACAUUCAAAACAUGAGAGAGGGUCCGGAGAGGAUUUGUAUAUGGUUUAUUAUCCAAAUGAAUCAAAGGAAGAACAAAACAUCAAGAUGAGUAGUUGCAAAACCAUGUUCUGUUCAUCACUCUCUUCCUCCUUCAAAUUCAAAUCCAAAUCCACUCUCACUCUUCUUCCUCCUCCUUCUUCUCUCCUCCACCUCCGUCAUCACCACCACAAAUCCACCUCACGAUGUUACAUUUCAUCUCAAACCGCCGUCGUUUCAUCCAUAGAAGAGCCGCAAACAGAAGAGCCACAAUCGAAGGACAAAAUCCAAAACAUCCUCACAAACGGCGAAGGAGUCACCGCAAUCAUGAAAAUGAACCGAAAGCCUCUUCUUCACGAGCCUCAGCCUCGGUGGUUCCCUUACCUAGACAGCUUCAGGUGCGAGAACGGUUACGAACUUACCAGCGACGAAGUUAUUGAAGCUGUUGACCCUUGUCUUUCGGAGUCGAGGAAGCUUAGGUUCGGGAACGCGGUUCGGAACCGAAGCUACUCGGUUUGUCUCGUGGUGGAAGGGCUGUGUGAUUUCGGUAACGUUUCUGCUGCUUUUCGAUCUGCUGAUGCUCUCGGUGUUCAAUCUGUUCAUGUUGUUUCUAGUGAAGCUAACAAAAGGUAUAAGGACAAUCGGCAUGUAAGCAUGGGUGCAGAGAAAUGGUUGGACAUUGAACUGUGGGGCUCUACAAAGGAAUGCUUUGAAACGUUGAAAUCGCGUGGUUAUAGAAUUGCCACGACUCAUGUUGGAAUAGACGCGGUUUCUAUUUAUGACAUGGAUUGGUCUUGUCCAACUGCAAUCGUAGUCGGGAACGAAAAUAGGGGUAUUAGCGACGAGGCGUUGGCAAUGUCAGAUUUACACUGCAGUAUUCCGAUGAAAGGGAUGGUGGACUCUUUCAAUGUUUCAGUUGCUGCAGGAAUCCUCAUGCACCAUGCUGUUUGUGAUAGAAUUUCUCGAACGGGCCAGCACGGCGAUUUGACAGUAGAAGAAAGACAAAUUCUUCUAGCAGAGUUUUCACUGCGUCAUAGCAAUAGCGCGAUCGGUGUUGUUGAAGAUUACGCAAAGCGCAAGGCGGCAUUAUUGACGUAGAACCAUUCACAGGAAACUAAGCUACUUCUAAUUUUAUGUUCGCGCAUUCUUAACAUGGAGACAGGCAAGCACUAGAUCACCCUGAUUCAGAUUUUACUUUGCAUUAACCGAAGCAUGGUGCGCAGGUGUUAAUCACAACAAUGGAAACUCGCGAUAUAAUUGCAAAACUGUUUUUUAGUUGAGUUUUUAGGUAUUACCGAGUCACAAGGACAAGGAUUUUGUGUUCCUAGUUCGAUUCAUUUUGUCAUACAACAGUUUGUAUUGUAGUUUAUAAUCAAGGAAGUUCAAAAGGUUAUUUA